UAUAACCUAGCUUUCUUCAAUACUUACACAAAUUGAAUCCUACCAAUUUUUUAGGGGCACCGUAUUUAUUGUUUCUCUUAUCCCCCCAUCUGAUUACAGCCGAAAAAGAAAAAGAAAUGAAAGUAAUAACUGCUAAUUUCAUGACUUGCGCUGUUAAAGGUUGCAAGACAUCCCCCACCUCAUUCCCGCUUCAUUUUCAUGAUGCCGAAUUAGAAUUGCAGGAGCUGGAUUUCCAACCACAAUUCAUACGCAACAUUAUCUCGCGAAUUGAUUGGGAUGGGCUGCAGGUCACUGUUAACGAGGUACUUGGUUUCCCAAAGAUUCCCGAUUCGAAGCCCGAGGGCGAAACACUGAAUGAUGAGCAAAUACUUAAGGACCUUCACCGUUUACUCCUAGAAACUCAGGUUAUGGAAGGGAAAUUAACAUGCGGAAACUGUGGCCAUGAGUAUAUGAUCAAGGAGGGAAUUGCAAAUUUUCUUCUCCCUAGUCAUUUGGUCUAAAAUCUCUGCGACGGGUUAUGACGAAACCCAAAGACAAAAGCGAUGCGGAUUAGGACGCCGACUGAUCCCAAUUCUAUAAUACUCUUACGUUUUCUUGCACCACGCAUCAAUGGAUCUUCCAGUCCAUACACAUCAUCAAAAUUUAUUUCCUCCGUUCAACAUAGACUAGCUAUUAUCUGGAUUAUAAGGUACAUGACAGUAUGUAGUCCAU
Messenger RNA from Aspergillus wentii DTO 134E9, 711 nucleotides. RefSeq names its product RNA methylation protein TRM112. The record is from RefSeq and is a predicted model, not a curated record. NCBI's taxonomy places the organism in Eukaryota, Fungi, Ascomycota, Eurotiomycetes, Eurotiales, Aspergillaceae. The transcript has 3 exons. The coding region runs from base 117 to 500 and encodes 127 amino acids. Gene Ontology annotation, biological process: rRNA (guanine-N7)-methylation; peptidyl-glutamine methylation; tRNA methylation. Gene Ontology annotation, molecular function: protein heterodimerization activity.